UUAAAGGGCAAAUUAGAAAAUCCCCGCGGAUCAGAAAAAAGAAAAAGAAAAAAAAAAAAACUUCAAAACAGUUUGCUUGCUUUCUUGCUUGCACGAUCUCUGAAGCAGAAUCCUACGUACACACUACACAGAUAUUUAACAAAUAUCAUCACACAUUUUUUCACACAAAAACCAAAUCCAAAAAUCACACCAAGAAAAGAAAAGAUAACCAAAACGAAACAAACACAGUCGCCAACGCCUUCUCUUCUCUUCUCUUCUCAUUCUCUUCUCUUGUCCCCUUCCUCCUUUAUCUUGGCUUUCUGGUUAAGCACGCAGAGAAGAGAGAAAAGAUAUAAAGAAUCCAAUAAAAAAGGAAACAAAAGAAAGGGAAAUAUAAGAAGCGUGAAAUUCUUUUUUGUACUCAAUAGUUCUCAGAAUCUCUAGUUGCAAAAUUGGAAAGCUACAUACAUCUCUGGCUCGUUUCUUCUAAAGUUGGUUUAGUAUAUCUUGUUCUUUCUGAUGGCGGAGGAGAAUAUCAGUUUACAAAUGACGCCAACCACACUUGAUGGGGACGGUUUAAGAAGAAACUCUACAGGAAAGGCUGUCUCUUCAAACAGCGGCAAAAAAGUUGUUCCUAAUUAUCUAAGAUCUUCUACUGGUUCCUGUCAUGACUUCUGUAAAUAUGGGAGGAAACACGCCUUCGAAGAGAAGUCGAGACAUCCUAUCAUGAAAAGGGUUGCAGCAAAACCAAACGACAGGCGAAGCUCGGUGGAUUCAGUGGCUUCUCUAGGGAGGAACAAGUCUUUUGCGGUCAAAACUCAGUCCCAGAAUGCCCCCAAUAUGACAAGAUCACUUGAUAGCCUGAAUUCUCUAAAGGGUGAUGUGAUUGCCGGGAAGAAGAAAACAUCGCUGGUCAAGCUCGAAGCUGAUUCAAAAUCUUACACAUAUGAAACCCCGAAAUCCAUAAAGCAGAAAGUGUCAGGUUCUACUGGAAAGCAGGAAGUCUCUUUGAAGAAAGGUUUGACAGAACCUAAGCUGAAAAACUCUUCUAGCACAAAUUCAAGUUCUCUGAAGCUGAAACCUGCUACGGGGAAGCCAAAGUCUUUAGGGGAAUCUGUGGGAAGGUUAAAUGGACGUGGUGACAUGAAGAUAGGCAAGACGACGGGGACCUCCCAAGUGGCUCUAAAGAAAGUGCAAGCAUCCCCGGCAGCUUCAUUGUCCUCUAAACCCUCGCAGGGUAAAGUUGCAAGCGCAAGUAUGAAGAACCGUAGCUUGAAGAAAGUUGCGCCUCCUCUUAAGAGUAAUAACGAGGUCAGAAGUUCUGAAGCUGCAGAACCUGAGAAUGAUGGUUUCCAGGAAAAGACCUUGUAUGUCAUCAAGAUGGAAAAUGAAAACAAUACCUUGGAGUUACCUCAGAACGAAACCUGUGCUAAGGAAGAGGAAUAUGUCAUGGAGAUGGAAACUGAAAACAAUAUAUUAGAAUCAGAUCAGAAUGAAACUCAUGCAACGGAAGUAGACUUUCUGCCACAUCCGUUGUCAUUAUCACCUGAGCCUUCCUCCUCUCCGGACCUUCUAUCCUCUUCACGGGUUGAAGAGGAGGAAGAUCAACAGGACUCUGAAUACACAAUAAGUGAAUCGGAAGACUACACUUACUCAGAGAACAGUGAUGCAGAAAGUGUGGAUAACUUGGAGAUGCUGGACAUGAAUAACAAGAUGCACAAAAGGCCUGGCUUGGAUUAUGCCGAAGAUGAGGAUGAGAAAGCAAUGAGAUUGAAGUUCAGGAGGGGAAAGGUGGUGGAGAUGCAACUAGAGAAUAACGCUGCGAGGAGGCUCAAGUUCAGGAGAGGGAGAGUGUUGGAUAACCAAGAUGUCGAUGCCGAUGCCCAGAGGAGAAGAUAUAAGACAAGAGAGGAAAUUGUCGACGAUUGUACUGAAACCAGUGCAGAGAAAGUCGUUUUGAAACAUCAAGAUGUGCAGGGGAAGAAAGACGCUCAGGGUUUGUUCAACAAUGUGAUUGAAGAAACAGCGAGUAAGCUCGUCGAAACCCGGAAGAGCAAGGUUAAGGCCUUGGUUGGUGCUUUUGAAACGGUGAUCUCGCUUCAAGACAACAAACCUUCUGCUGCAAACACAAGUCAAUUAAGUGGAAAAGAGUCUUCGUUUGAUUAACACAAAAACUAUAAACUUUUUUUUUUUUUUUUACCCUCAUAAAGCAGUCAGAAAUAAAUAAAUACAUAAAGCUUGCAAGGGAAAAUUUUUUAGUAUUCUACAAGCUUUUGGCCAUUGGGAAAAAUGUAAAGGUAGAUUGGUUUGGUUGACUUCUUCACACACAAUUCUCUGGACGGUAUGCUUUUCUUACCUUUAUCUUCCGAGUUUGAUUUCCUCAUAUGGUUUUGAUAAUUUGAUUCAGUGAAUAAAGAAGGGUAAACUCAUAAAGGAAA
Morus notabilis is the source of this 2417-nucleotide messenger RNA. RefSeq lists its product as uncharacterized. The transcript has 3 exons. NCBI's taxonomy places the organism in Eukaryota, Viridiplantae, Streptophyta, Magnoliopsida, Rosales, Moraceae. Bases 499 to 2145 code for a protein of 548 amino acids. Gene Ontology annotation, molecular function: calmodulin binding. The record is from RefSeq and is a predicted model, not a curated record.